This is a messenger RNA of Nasonia vitripennis (jewel wasp), 2078 nucleotides long. It is a transcript of the gene CYP4AB9, whose product is annotated as cytochrome P450 4AB9. Bases 193 to 1722 code for a protein of 509 amino acids. Lineage: Eukaryota; Metazoa; Arthropoda; Insecta; Hymenoptera; Pteromalidae. Gene Ontology annotation, molecular function: iron ion binding; monooxygenase activity; oxidoreductase activity, acting on paired donors, with incorporation or reduction of molecular oxygen. The record is from RefSeq and is marked validated. The transcript has 12 exons.
UCAGUUUAUCGUUGGAUUUUGUUGGGGUAUUAACAAACUGUUUAUAACGGGAUUAAGUGUUUCAAUGAGUAUUUGAUCGAAUGCUUCAAUUUAAUUGCCAUAUCACAUUCUAAUGAAUCAAAGUGCGUAAACAUCGUGGAAUCAAACAAAUACGAACCCUUACGUAAAUUAAUAAUUUACUCAAGGUACAAUAUGAUACGGAUUUUUGUGUUACUAUUGCUGUUGACUUUGAUUGCUUGUCACAUAUUCACGCGUUACACCAGAAAAGGGAGGCUUCUAAAUAUUAUACCAGGACCAGCUCCGCUUCCAAUUAUUGGUAACUUGCUUCAGUUUGCUGUGACAUCUGCACAUGACUUGUGGAAAAUUGCGCGUAAAUAUUCUACUGAUUAUUAUCCAAUCACAAGAUUUUGGACUACCGGUUUAUGUGUAGUGAGCGUUCGUCAUCCAGAUGAUCUAGAGAUACUAUUAAACAGUCAAAAAACCAUAACUAAAGGUUAUAUUUACAAUUAUCUCCAUUCCUGGUUGAAAAGUGGACUGCUGACAAGUACAGGAGAUAAAUGGCGUCAAAGAAGAAAAUUGUUAACACCAGCUUUUCAUUUCAACAUUUUAAAAGAGUAUUUGGGUCCGAUGAACGAAGAAGGGUUAAGAUGCGUUGAUGAUCUUAAAAACGAUGGUGAAAGUACAAUAAAAGAUCUCGUGGAGUUUCUCUCAGAAUCUACAUUAAAUGUUAUAUGUGAAUCAACAAUGGGAGUUUCAUUAAAUCGUAUUGAAACGGGAUUAACAACGAGAUAUAAGAAAGCAAUCCAUGAAAUGGGAUACAUUGUUUCUUUCAGGCUUUGCCGGCCGUAUAUAUUUGAUUGGAUUAUGAACCUUCCAUGGAAAUUUGGAAACUUACAACGAAAGUCUCUAAAAAUACUUCAUCAUUUUACUAAUAAAUUUAUUCAAGAAAAGAAGAUAUUUAAUGAAGAAUCUAAAGGAAACUAUUCAGAUGUUACACAACAUUCUGAAGACAAUGGUGAGCAUUCAGGAUCUAAAAAAAGAUUAGCUUUCUUAGAUCUUUUAUUAACAGCGAAGAAAAACAAUAUGAUUGACGAUGAAGGUAUUCAAGAAGAGGUUGAUACAUUUACAUUUGAAGGGCAUGACACUACCGCAAUGGCUUUGACUUUUACUUUGAUGCUACUUGCUGAAAAUAAAGAAGCACAGGAAAAAGCAAGAGCCGAAGCAAAAGAAGUAUUAGACUGCAGUCACGGAAAAUUGGAUGUGUCAGAUGUUCAAAAAUUGAAUUAUUUAGAUCGGUGCAUUAAAGAAUCUUUGAGAUUAUAUCCUCCCGUCUCCACUAUUAUGCGAUACUCAGCAGAUGAACUACAAUUAAAAAACGCAUUGGUGCCCGCUGAUACACAUAUAGUAGUGAAUUUCUUUGACACACAUAGAGAUCCAAAUUUUUGGCCAGAACCUAAUAAAUUUGAUCCUGACAGAUUUCUUCCUGAAAGAAGCGUUGGCCGACAUCCAUACGCUUUCGUCCCUUUCAGCGCAGGAUCUCGGAAUUGUAUCGGUCAGAAAUUUGCCAUGAUGGAAAUGAAGAUAUUAAUUGCUCGAAUUUUAUACGACUUUCGCUUAGAACCAACUGAACAUCUUGCUGAUGGAUACGCGGAUAUUCCUUUGCUUGCAGAUAUUGUGAUUCGACCACUUAAUAAAAUCUUCACGCGAUUUAUCAAAUUAUAAAAAAAAUGUCAUCACACAUAUAGGUUAGGUAGGCCAAAUCUGCAAAUAGGUAACUUGAUACUGUCAAAAGAUAGUUUUUCGUCACUUUAUGUAAUUAUUUAAUAAAUUGUAUUAAUUAUCUAUUUAACAUUUAUACUGCAUAAUACUGUAAUUAGAAAAUACUUUGUAUUAUUAUAUAAUGCGUCAAUGACAGUGUAAUUAUUAUAUAGUGUAUAGUACGAAUUUGCUGAUGUGGAUACCGUAAUAUUUGCAUGAAUUGUAAUGAAUUCAGUAAAAUGUGUUCGUGUGUAUGUAGUGUGCAUACAAAUAUUGUUAUUGUAACCUGAUGGAAGAUAUUAAAUUAUUUUUAAAAAUCU